CCUAUGAUAUACUCAAGGAAGUAUUUUUUGGGUCAACAUGUGGUUCCCAAUGAAGUUUGUGCGGUGUGUUUGGAAGCAGUAGAAAGUGGCGCCCAUUUGCGUUUACUUCCUUGUGGACACGGUUUUCAUAUUCUUUGUAUUACUCGUUGGUUGGUUCGUAAAAGUCGUUGUCCACUUUGCAAUGAACAAGUUCGACUUUCUGACAACUCUGCUCAAGGCAAUGAUAGAGAAGCUUGGCUUGAAUCUGGAGACAAUAUAGUUUCUGUUGGGGAACAACAACAAUAUAGUGAUAGACAGAUAUUAGAACGGGGUCAACAGGGUGUUUCUUUAGAUAGUCAAGAAUUGUAUCAGGAAGUUAUUUUACAGUCUUUUGAAAGAAUAAGGUUACGUUUAUAUCAACGAUAUUUGGAUAGACAACGAAAAGAUACGAAACAGACGUAUGGAUCUGAAGAAAUGGUUUGAAUAGGUUGUGUGAUUUUGAUGAAAUGAAAUACUUUAAGAGAUUAUUGGA
This is a messenger RNA of Galdieria sulphuraria, 511 nucleotides long. Its product is annotated as ring finger protein. Lineage: Eukaryota; Rhodophyta; Bangiophyceae; Galdieriales; Galdieriaceae. Bases 4 to 462 code for a protein of 152 amino acids. The record is from RefSeq and is a predicted model, not a curated record. The transcript has a single exon.